This is a messenger RNA of Xenopus tropicalis (tropical clawed frog), 1405 nucleotides long. RefSeq names its product alcohol dehydrogenase 1. The transcript has 9 exons. Gene Ontology annotation, molecular function: oxidoreductase activity; zinc ion binding; alcohol dehydrogenase (NAD+) activity. The record is from RefSeq and is a predicted model, not a curated record. Lineage: Eukaryota; Metazoa; Chordata; Amphibia; Anura; Pipidae. The coding region runs from base 90 to 1220 and encodes 376 amino acids.
CAGAACUUAGUCUGUCUCUGCAAGAAACCAGAAAAGACCCAACAAACUGAUAAGGACUUUUAACUGCUGUGUGCAGCAAGAAAGCCAAGAUGUCCACUGUUGGAAAGGUUAUCCACUGCAAAGCAGCAGUUGCCCUGGAGGCUAAAAAACCACUUGUUAUACAGCAAAUUGAAGUUGCUCCACCAAAGGCUAAAGAAGUCCGUAUCAAGAUUUACCACAGUGGCAUUUGCCACACAGAUGACCAUGCUCUAGGGGGCUUUAUGGCUGGUAUUACAUUUCCAGUCAUUUUGGGACACGAGGGAGCUGGAGUUGUUGAGAGCGUUGGAGAAGGAGUAACAACUGUGAAACCAGGAGAUCAUGUCAUCGCAAUAUGCAGUCCAAUGUGCAUGAAGUGUCCCAGCUGCUUGCACCCCGACAGCAACUUUUGUGUUAAAAAUGAUGUUGGCAAGCAUGUUGGACUGAUGCUGGACAAAACCAGCAGAUUCUCCAUCAAGGGCAAGCUAAUUCACAACUUUAUGUCCACAAGCACAUUCUGCGAAUACACCGUUGUGGAUGAAUUUGCUUGUGUCAAGAUUGACCCCAAGGCUCCCUUGCAUGAAGUGUGUCUGAUUGGCUGUGGGUUUUCCACUGGUUAUGGAUCAGUACUCAACACAGCUAAAGUACAGCCAGGUAGCACAUGUGCAGUGUUUGGUUUGGGUGGAAUAGGAAUGUCUGUUGUUAUGGGCUGCAAAGUUGCUGGAGCAUGCCGAAUCAUUGGAGUAGACAUCAACAAAGGAAAAUUUGAAAUUGCAAAGAAGUUGGGAUGCACUGAGUGCCUGGACCCAAACGAUUAUGAUAAACCCAUCCAUGAGGUUAUUGCAAAUAUGACUGAUGGGGGAGUUGAUUAUUCAUUUGAAUGCGUUGGAAAUGUUGAUUUGAUGGCAUGUGUUAUUCAAUCCUGUCAUUAUUCAUACGGUUGUGCAACCAUUAUUGGUGUCCCGCCAUCAACAGCGCGACUUUGCCUUGAUCUGAUAUGGUUACUCACUGGGCGCACAUUGAAAGGAGCUUUCCUUGGAGACUACAAAGCGAAGGAGGCUUUCCCUGGCUUAGUAAAAGAUGCCAUGAAUAAAAAAUUUGACAUUGGAGCAUUGGUGACGCAUAGGGUGAAGUUUGAUAAAAUUAUGGAUGGCUUUGAACUCAUGCGCCAUGGAAAAUGUGUGCGUGCAGUCCUGGAUAUGUGAAGCAGAAAUCGAAAGCUUGGAAUGAACACAAUCAUAUGUUGUCUCCUCAACAAAAUGCUUGUAGAUAGAAGUGCAUAGUAGAAUCAAGCAAGAAAACAGUCUGUUGCUUACUGAUGUUCUAAUUUUGCUUACUGAAAUUUUAAAGCAAAAAAAAAUAUUCAAUAAAUUUUACAGGUUGAUUUAUA